Molecule: messenger RNA, 306 nt
Organism: Aspergillus campestris IBT 28561
Lineage: Eukaryota; Fungi; Ascomycota; Eurotiomycetes; Eurotiales; Aspergillaceae
Exons: 4
Coding region: 1-306 (101 amino acids)
Source: RefSeq, a predicted model, not a curated record
AUGAAGCUCCUCUCUGCUCUGUUCGGCGUCGCCGCCAUCACCUCCUACGCCAUGGCUGCCCCGGCCGAAGACGUGAAAGACGUGAAAGAGGCGAAGGAGGGAACUGAGGCAGCUGAUAAAGCCCAGGCCAAUAACUGGGAGUGGUGUGCCCCUAACUUUACUUGCGAUCACCUUUCCGCCUACCACGAUGGUGGUUGCUACAGCCAGCCUGACUGCCGUGCUAAGGCCAGAGAUGAUGACACUAUCCGCAGCUUCGGAUGUGGUGCUAGCGUCUAUCCUCGCACCUGCUGGGUCUAUACCGAUUAA